AUGAAGCGGCCUGACCACGGACAACUUCCACGAGAGCUGGAAAAGGCCAUCCAAGGUGAUGGCGUCCCCAGUCUUCUCGACAGCAGUAAUGCUCAAGCGGCACUGAUCCGAGGAAUUCGCUUGCACUACGACUUCGCCAUGAGUGAACCAGUUAAACGCCUUGCCUCCUCAAUGCCUAAAGUUGCAAGAGCCCGCAACGCUCGCCGCAUCAUGAGCGAUGAUAUACCGGAACGCAUGGCAGCAGAAGAGCAGCCAUAUUGUAUUUGGCACCCCGACAUCGCAACUGAGGAAACCUACCGCUCACUAGCUUCUAAACACCCUGAUAUGAAAUAUCAAGUUGGUCGUGCCUGUGCUGCUGCAGGCUACCAUUCUCUUUGGAAAGAACUCGAUCUACUACCCGAAGUUACUCAUGCUGAAGAGGCACGGGAGAGUGGAACAGAUGGCGGCAAACUUAUCUAUGAAGAGAUUAUGGAGUUUAAAUAUCGCUACGCUAUUAUGGACGACUGCAAUCGGACUAUCGAGCUAUGGGAUUACAAAUGCCCAGCGUAUCUAAACGGUGAUACCGAAGUGCGAUGGAAAUUGGCAGCGAGGAAGGGUAUCGGAAGCUGGGUGCCUGACCUCCAACCUUGUAUCGAAGAGGACAAACAUAUUGGCCUCAAGGAUGAGGACGUUGAGGAACAACACAGCAUACUCACCCAAGACGAGGUGGAACUUCUUUAUAGUCCUUUACCUGAGGAUUUGCCAACUGUCAAGAAAACAUUGUUGAUACAGAUGGCUGCCCACGAUGGGAACGUCGAUCGCUAUGCUCGGCUUAUGAAUUCUGGAAGGACCUUGACAGAACUGGAUCAGGACUGCAUUAUCCGUGGUAUCUUACAUCACACCAUGUUUGCUCGUUGGUGGGCAAGCCAGAUCAAGAACAACACCCUAUAUGCCCGGGCUUCUCCAACAUGGGAGUUCCAACAAGCAAUAUUGGCUCGUCGCAUUAUGCUCAACGACUUGCAGCUAUUGGAGGAAAAGGAUAUCUGGGAAAGGAAGCCCUCCAUCAUCUGGUGGCCCUUGAAGCCAGACGACAACUAUCUUUACGAGCUUGUCGAAAGACACCCUGAGAUGAAGAAAGAGAUCGCAGCUGCAGCGAUUGCCUGCGACUAUGUUGGUAUAUAUAAAAAGUGCAACCCAGAACCAAGUUAUGACCUCUGGAUUGUCGCCUCUGAAAUCUCUCGCAACCCAUGGUUCCGCGAGGAUCAAGAGAGGCGUGGAAGAGAGAAGGAUGUCGAAGUUGAGUAUGGCGGGCGGGACGAUGUUGCGUACGCUGAAUUAGCCAAGACGAUGGAGGCGACGAUAAUCGAUGAGUUCGAUGAGCAUAAAACAUGUCGAGACGGUAUCCAGAAACGCACGAUACCUAGAAGAGAAGAUUGGGAGCAGAUCUUUGAUACAAAUCUCGUACAGCGCAAGGUCUGGGACGGGAUUGGGAAAGUAUCGCAAGAUGAUCGUUUUGUACGUUAG
Molecule: messenger RNA, 1503 nt
Organism: Fusarium coffeatum
Lineage: Eukaryota; Fungi; Ascomycota; Sordariomycetes; Hypocreales; Nectriaceae
Exons: 1
Coding region: 1-1503 (500 amino acids)
Source: RefSeq, a predicted model, not a curated record